CCCGCUGAUAUCUUGCAGGCGCAAUGGCGCCAUCUCCAAAGAAAUAACUGUGUGUGGUUGUUUCAGAGUGUUCAUCAAUUUUGCUCGUCGAAUACUAGAUUAUUUUACUGUCCAAGUAGGGUGCAUAUUAUAUUGUAUUGUGGUUCUGGUCUUAUCAAGUGAGUGUGUGUGGUAGGAAUCGGAGACUCGAUGAGUUCUGUGCUGCAGUUUGUUUGCGGAGCGGCUGUAGGGGUCGGCUUGUUCGUCGCCGCAUCCCGCUUGCGGCACGGAUUUUUAUCAGGCAAUUUUAACAAUCCCACGCCAGGCGUUGAAGUGAUUACUCCUGAGCGACGUGCAACUACACAGGAAAGAGCUCGCUCAAUACGAAGUGCUGUUACCCCUGUCAGGACAAACGGCGACAUCGGAGCAAAUUCGACCGAACCCGAUCAACCCGAUGAUAAAACGCAAAAUGUCUUGAACGUUCUAUACUGCAUUGCUGAGGAUCAGGCGAUCAAAGAAGGCUACAUUCACCGCGGUAUUACUUGUAAUACCUGUCAGGCUAGCCCAAUAUGCGGUGUGCGGUACAAAUGUGGAAACUGUGUAGAUUAUGACAUUUGCGAGAGGUGUGAAAGUCAAGACAGGCAUAACAGAACGCACGCAUUUAUCAAAAUUCGUAUUCCUAUACCACCUCUCGCGAACCCUAGAACACCAUGCCUUCCAUCACUUUACCCAGGAAAUAAAUCUCACCCAUGCCAACUUUCUUGGGAGGAAACUCGACGACUUCAAGACAAGAGUCAUUUUGACCAAGUUGAAAUAGAAGCUCUUAUAGAACAGUUCAAGACACUUGCUACAGAAGAUUUGGGUAUCACAAGAGAAGUGUUUGAUCAAUGCCUGGGGCCUUUAGGCCAGCAAAGCAACCUAGUAAUGGAGCAGAUGUUUAAGUUCUAUGAUAGUAAUGGUGAUAAUAUCAUAGACUUGGAAGAAUUUAUUCAAGCACUGUCUAUCCUUGUAAAAGGGAGCCAGGAAGAGAAAAUACCCCAUGCAUUCAAAGGGUAUGACACAGAGAAGAAAGGGUACAUAACCAAGGAGAACCUAAGGCAAAUGUUCAAGGCUUAUUUUAAUGUGAGUUUAGAGUUGGUACGAGAUGUUGUCCGGUCUUGUGAGGAAGAGAUGAUGGCAGCAUUUGAUGAUGCUGGUGACAAACCUGUGUCUGCAGUGUUCAAUGCGCCUAUCCCUAGUGACACUGAACCAUCAACCUCAGGAAAACCCAAUAUGCAUUUUCACCACCCUGGCUCAGGUAGAAGAGAGGAGGAUGGGACAUGGCCUGUCAUGGAAGCGAUGUCACAGGAUGCUAUAGAUGAAAUGGUAGAGCAUGUGUUUGCCUAUGCUGAUGCAGAUAAGAAUGGCGAGAUCUCAUAUGAGGAGUUUAAAGUUUGGGCCACAUGCGACAGUACCCUCUUGGCAUGGUUUGAAGCAUUAGGGACCGUUUUUUAGUGUUAUGUAAUGUGUUACUUAUUGGCAUUAGGGCUGAAGCACAGUGACGCCUCUCUUGGCGGUCUUUCACUAACUUAGGCACCCCAGGUCAGCCCUAUCUAUAACAGCUAAGCCUGAAACAUUCUUUGCCUAGUUGUUCUGGGCAUCUAGGCUUUUGCUCCCCUAAUGGGGUCCACCAAGUCGAUGUUUGAGGGAUCCUUUCCUGCUCUAAAAACAUGGCCAAGUCACUUUAGAAAACAGCAUUUUAUUUUCUUGCAUGAUGUUGUUUGAGCCCUUGUUGUCAUACAGUUCAGAAAAGGCCAGAAAAUGUGGCGUAUCUUCCUCAGGCACCUGGUGUGGAAGACAUUGGUGUUAUCCAAGUCUGCAUUAACAAUGUGCCAACACUCAGCACUAUAGAGGAGCACCAAAUUCACAUUACUGUUACACAGUCUACAGAGGGUCUUAAAUGCAGGCCAUAUAUGGUCAUAUAUUUUACUUACAAAUAAGAAUAAUAAUGAAAGAACUAAUGAUAAACCAAAGAAUCUACACAACAGCUCAUACUAAUACAGAUAAGGAAUUUUCUUUUACUCUAUAUAUUUAUAAUUGUUUGAUGUGCUAGAUAUAUGUAACAUUGACAAACUAGAUUUGUAGUGUGUUGUGUGAAGGACUAAUAUUAUUUAUAUCAAAGCAAAUUGUGAGGUGAAAAGUACAGUAGAACCAUAAACCAUGCUUGCAUAUCAGACACUAUUCAUGUCAGGGUGACACACUGUGUCUAUAAAAGACACUGUUUGCAACACUACACAUUCCUUGUAUAUAAAAUUGGUUUAAUAUAUAAUGGUGAAGAGCA
Molecule: messenger RNA, 2299 nt
Organism: Nematostella vectensis (starlet sea anemone)
Lineage: Eukaryota; Metazoa; Cnidaria; Anthozoa; Actiniaria; Edwardsiidae
Exons: 2
Coding region: 190-1473 (427 amino acids)
Molecular function (GO): calcium ion binding; zinc ion binding
Source: RefSeq, a predicted model, not a curated record